Messenger RNA from Achroia grisella, 2068 nucleotides. RefSeq names its product testis-expressed protein 10 homolog. Lineage: Eukaryota; Metazoa; Arthropoda; Insecta; Lepidoptera; Pyralidae. The coding region runs from base 98 to 2023 and encodes 641 amino acids. The transcript has 2 exons. Gene Ontology annotation, cellular component: MLL1 complex; nucleus. The record is from RefSeq and is a predicted model, not a curated record.
CUACCCGCUAAAAUAUAACCUUAAAUUAAAUUCGAAAAUUUGUGAGCGACAAUAAAUCUUUUCUGUUUGUAAGAAGCUAUGCAAUAUAAAAUUGAAAAUGCCUCAAACGGGUGCAACGCGUCAUCAAAAAUUUCUAAAGUCUGAGAAAUCCAAGACUAAGCUUAAAUCAAAGAAAAAGGAUCUCCCCAAAGGAACCAAUGUGACCAAAACGAAUUUCAAAAUAAAAAAAAUCGUCAUCAAAGAACAAUUAAAGAAACAUGGACAAUCUGAAGCAUUAUCUACGAGAAAACUUAAUAUCAAGGAACUCUUAUCCCGGCUUAAUCAUUUUAACACCCAUGCUAGGACCGAUGCUCUAAUUGGAUUAAAAGAACUAGCGACGACUCAUCCUGAAAUUCUUGAUCAACAUCUUGGCUCUUUAAUUUUGGGAAUUACUCCUUUACUAUUAAAUAUUGAAAAAGUGGUCCGCCAUGAAUCUUUGAAAACUUUGCACACAAUUUUGUCUAUUAUUAACAUAGUUAAAAUAGAACCAUUUUUUGAUAUUAUGUCAACAUAUUUAAGAAGUGCAAUGACACACAUUGAUAGCAGAAUACAGGAAGAUUCAUUAUUAUUUCUCGACAUACUCCUCCAGUGUACUCAACAGAAAGUAGCUCAGGACUUUCAUAAGAUUUUGCCAAAUUUCUUAGACAUGAUAUCAAAACUAAGAGUAGAUACAAAACCAGGUCGAGCUCUUACUGUAAAUUUAGGUAGUCAAAUAACAACUGUUAAAUGGAGAGUAAAAGUAUUGCAUAGAUUAAAUGAUUACCUUCACAAAUUUGUUGAUUAUAAAAAUGCUUCCAAAAAAAAUAAACCUUUAGCAGGAGAAACUUUGCAGAUGUUCGAUGACAGUAAAUUUAAUUACUUUCCAUUAACUGAUCCAAUGUAUACAUCAGUUUGCAAUUUAUCUUGCUCUUCAUCUAAAAAUAACCAAGAGACAGUUUUGUUAGAUGAAGUAGAAAAGCUCAAGGACUAUGCUGAUACUUUGAUGCCAUUACUUUUUGAAACUUGGUUAGAAGUGUGCCCUAAAACAAAUUCCGAAAAAAAUGUAGAAACCAUUAUUUCUGAGGAUGCUGCAUCAUUACUGAAACAUACCCUAGAAGUACUCACUCUUAUAUGGAGAAUUCUACAUAAUAAGGAUCAUAAUUCUGAAUUACGAAAUUUAUUUAGUCAAAAGUAUAAGAAACAAUUUGAUCAAUAUUUUAUCCAUUCAUUUCCAUUUGUGACGAAUGUGAGAACUAAAAAGAAAAUUAGUAAUUCUGCUCUUGUAGAUGAAAUUUCCGAUCCAAAACUAGUUUUAGAAAAUUUGAAAAUCUGUCAUUUAUAUAUUGUGUUAAACUAUAAUGUACAUAUAAAAAGUCAAAUCAGUGAAGUAACUGCAGUGCUAAAUUACUUGGAAAAAAUUUUUAACCAGAAUAUCCAAACAGAAAUUAGUGAAGCACUUAUAAAUGUUCUGGACACAAUUUUUUCAAAUGAAAAUAAUUGGACUAAUAAUGUGACGAUCAUGGAUGCAUUAUUUAGAAAAAUAAUAUGGGCUUAUUUUAAUAAGGAUAUGUCGGAUUCAUUUAAACAACAAAUUUUUACUUUAUUAGGUAAGAUUGCUUUGAAGGAUAAUAUGAGCCAUUUCCAUAAAUGUGAUUCAUAUGAAAUGUGGCUCAAAAGCUUACCUAAUAUUUUACUUGGUGAAUCAGUCCAGAUCCAAACUGUUAACAUAAUCCAUAAGUUUGCAAUACAGAAUAAUCAGAUUUUUAAUAUGGUAAUUAAGUCACAAUUAUUACCUAUUAUUGAAAACUUGCCUACAAUCAAGAUAUCUGACUCAGACAAUGACAUGGGCUACUACAAAUUGUUCUCCAUUUUGUAUUGGAUAAAACAAUGGGACAGUGAAUCCUUGAACAUUUUAGAGAAACAAUUAUUAAAUCAUGUAUAUAAAAGCGAUUAUGGAAAGUAUAUUUUUGACACAUUGCGAAUUAGAACAGGAGGUAUAUUGUAAGCAAAUGUUAAAAUAAAGAAUAUUACUAAUAAUAGUAUUUUUAUU